Chlorocebus sabaeus (green monkey) is the source of this 3390-nucleotide messenger RNA. It is a transcript of the gene NLRC4, whose product is annotated as NLR family CARD domain containing 4. Lineage: Eukaryota; Metazoa; Chordata; Mammalia; Primates; Cercopithecidae. Gene Ontology annotation, biological process: defense response to bacterium; regulation of apoptotic process; detection of bacterium. The record is from RefSeq and is a predicted model, not a curated record.
CUCUGUGCACUCUCCUUUCACAGAACAAGAAGGCAUCUGGUCUACAAGAACUCGAGACCUCACUGAAACGGAAAGCAAAUACAAAGAAACUUUAUUUUAAAAACGUGUCUUGGUCCGCCCAAGAAGAGGGCAAUUGGAUUGCUCAGCCAGAAUGAAGAGUAGUUUUAUAGAAAAAAGAGGACAAUAUUGGGAUCACCUUUGACCUGUCCAUUUGGAAAUAUUUUCUAUUGAGUUAUAGAAAGGUGGGAAGCUUUCAUUUAGAACAAUGAAUUUCAUAAAGGACAAUAGCCGAGCCCUUAUUCAAAGAAUGGGAAUGACUGUUGUAAAGCAAAUUACAGAUGACCUAUUUGCAUGGAAUGUUCUGAAUUACGGAGAAGUAUGCAACAUUUGCUGCGAGAAGGUGGAGCAGGAUGCUGCGAGAGGGAUCAUUCACAUGAUUUUGAAAAAGGGUUCAGAGGCCUGUAACCUCUUUCUUAAAUCCCUUGAGGAAUGGAACUAUCCUCUAUUUCAGGACUUGAAUGGACAAAGUCUUUUCCAUCAGAUAUCAGAAGGAGACUUGGACGAUGUGGCUCAGGAUUUAAAGGACUGGUACCAUACCCCAUCUUUUCUGAACUUCUAUCCCCUUGGUGAAGAUAUUGACAUUAUUUUUAGCCUGAAAAGCACCUUCACAGAACCUGUCCUGUGGAGGAAGGACCAACACCAUCACCGCGUGGAGCAGCUGACCCUGAACGGCCUCCUGCAGGCUCUUCAGAGCCCCUGCAUCAUUGAAGGGGAAUCUGGCAAAGGGAAGUCCACUCUGCUGCAGCGAAUUGCCAUGCUCUGGGGCUCCGGAAAGUGCGAGGCUCUGACCAAGUUCAAAUUCGUCUUCUUCAUCCGUCUCAGCAGGGCCCAGGGCGGACUUUUUGAAACCCUCUGUGAUCAGGUCUUGGAUAUACCAGGCACAAUCAGGAAGCAGACAUUCAUGGCCAUGCUGCUGAAGCUACGGCAGAGGGUUCUUUUUCUUCUUGAUGGCUACAAUGAAUUCAAGCCCCAGAACUGCCCAGAAAUCGAAGCCCUGAUAAAGGAAAACCACCGCUUCAAGAACAUGGUCAUCGUGACCACCACCACUGAGUGCCUGAGGCACAUACGGCAGUUUGGUGCCCUGAUUGCUGAGGUGGGGGAUAUGACAGAAGACAGCGCGCAGGCUCUCAUCCGAGAAGUGCUGAUCGAGGAGCUUGCCGAAGGCUUGUUGCUCCAAAUUCAGAAAUCCAGGUGCUUGAGGAAUCUCAUGAAGACCCCUCUCUUUGUGGUCAUCACUUGUGCAAUCCAGAUGGGUGAAAGUGAGUUCCACUCUCACACACAAACAACACUGUUCCAUACCUUCUAUGAUCUGUUGAUACAGAAAAACAAACACAAACAUAAAGGUGUGACUGCAAGUGACUUCAUUCGGAGCCUGGACCACUGUGGAGACCUAGCUCUGGAGGGUGUGUUCUCCCACAAGUUUGAUUUCAAACUGGAGGAUGUGUCCAGCGUGAAUGAGGAAGUCCUGCUGACAACUGGGCUCCUCUGUAAAUAUACGGCUCAAAGGUUCAAGCCAAAGUAUAAAUUCUUUCACAAGUCAUUCCAGGAGUACACAGCAGGACGAAGACUCAGCAGUUUAUUGACGUCUCGUGAGCCAGAGGAGGUGACCAAGGGGAAUGGUUACUUGCAGAAAAUGGUUUCCAUUUCGGACAUUACAUCCACGUAUAGCAGCCUGCUCCGGUACACCUGUGGGUCAUCUGUGGAAGCCACCAGGGCUGUUAUGAAGCACCUCGCAGCAGUGUAUCAACAUGGCUGCCUUCUCGGGCUUUCCAUCACCAAGAGGCCUCUCUGGAGACAGGAAUCUUUGCAAAGUGUGAAAAACACCACUGAGCAAGAAAUUCUGAAAGCCAUAAACAUCAGUUCCUUUGUAGAGUGUGGCAUCCAUUUAUAUCAUGAGAGUACAUCCAAAUCAGCCCUGAGCCAAGAAUUUGAAGCUUUCUUUCAAGGUAAAAGCUUAUAUAUCAAUUCAGAGAACAUCCCCGAUUACUUAUUUGACUUCUUUGAACACUUGCCCAAUUGUGCAAGUGCUCUGGACUUCAUUAAACUGGACUUCUAUGGGGGAGCUAUGGCUUCAUGGGACAAGGCUGCAGAAGACACAGGCACAAUCCACAUGGAAGAGGCCCCAGAAACCUACAUUCCCAGCAGGGCUGUAUCUCUGUUCUUCAACUGGAAGCAGGAAUUCAGGACUCUGGAGGUCACACUCCGGGAUUUCAGCAAGUUGAAUAAGAAAGAUAUCAAGUAUCUGGAAAAAAUAUUCAGCUCUGCCACAAGCCUCAGGCUGCAAAUAAAGAGAUGUGCUGGUGUGGCUGGAAGCCUCAGUUUGGUCCUGAGUACCUGUAAGAACAUUUAUUCUCUCAUGCUGGAAGCCAGUCCCCUCACCAUAGAAGAUGAGCAGCAUAUCACGUCUGUAACAAACCUGAAAACCUUGAGUAUUCACGACCUACAGAAUCAACGGUUGCCGGGUGGUCUGACUGACAGAUUGAGUAAUUUGAAGAACCUUACAAAGCUCAUAAUGGAUAACAUUAAGAUGAAUGAAGAAGAUGCUAUAAAACUAGCUGAAGGCCUGAAAAAUCUGAAGAAGAUGUGUUUAUUUCGUUUGACCCACUUGUCUGACAUUGGAGAGGGAAUGGAUUACAUAGUCAAGUCUCUGUCAAGUGAACCCUGUGACCUUGAAGAAAUUCAAUUAGUCUCCUGCUGCUUGUCGGCAAAUGCAGUGAAAAUCCUAGCUCAGAAUCUUCACAAUUUGGUCAAACUGAGCAUUCUUGAUUUAUCAGAAAAUUACCUGGAAAAAGAUGGAAAAGAAGCUCUACAUGAACUGAUUGACAGGCUGAACGUGCUAGAACAGCUCACUGCACUGAUGCUGCCCUGGGGCUGUGAUGUGCAAGGCAGCCUGACCAGCCUGUUGAAACAUUUGGAGGAGGUCCCACAACUCGUCAAGCUUGGGUUGAAAAACUGGAGACUCACAGAUACAGAGAUUAGAAUUUUAGGUGGAUUUUUUGGAAAGAACCCUCUGAAAAACUUCCAGCAGUUGAAUUUGGCAGGAAAUUGUGUGAGCAGUGAUGGAUGGCUUGCCUUCAUGGGUGUAUUUGAGAAUCUUAAGCAAUUAGUGUUUUUUGACUUCAGUACUAAAGAAUUUCUACCUGAUGCAGCAUUAGUCAGAAAACUUAGCCAUGUGUUAUCCAAGUUAACUUUUCUGCAAGAAGCUAGGCUUGUUGGGUGGCAAUUUGAUGAUGAUGAUCUCAGUGUUAUUAAAGGUGCUUUUAAACUAGUAACUGCUUAAAUAAAGUGCACUCGAAGCCAGUAAGUGCUCUGGGACCUCAUUACUUUAAG